GUAAGGGAGAAGGUGGGGGGGACAACACAUUUGUAUGGGGAAGGUAUAAUUUGUAUUGUAAUAGAGUAAAUGGAGGGAAGAGACACCAGCAGAGAAGGUGACUAGUGAGGGCCGAGGAAAAAUAGGCAGGGGAAACUACAGCAAGGGAGGCAGAUAAGAAUGUUGUAAGAGAUAUAAUUGAUAAGGCAAAAUGAGACCCAGUUUAGAGGAAGAGGAUAUAGCAAUAGGGGGAGAGAAUGUUGUGACGGUGUGGGGGGCAGAAGGGGUGAGAAUGACUGACUGAAGCCUCAGAAACUAAGCAUCUGUUUAAAGAAUAGAUCCAUGCAGUGGCUGGACAAAAUAUUGAACGAGCAGAAAGAAAUAGAAAGCACGGGUUGAAAGGGCAUCCUAGGAAUAGAAUUGGCCCAGGCAAUUCAGGAUGGCCAGGCAGACAGCAGAUUUGCAUAAGAUGCUCUAGCUGUGCCUGAAGAUGCCCAGGAUCAUGGCUGAUUGGGGUCUCCGUGGCCUUCUCUCACCGCUCCUCCCAGACCCCUCCACUUGGCAUUCUCGGCCAGAGCCGGCCAUAGCUGUGCUGAGUUCCCUAGCCCUCUUGUUCAUCUGGUAUUGCUAUCGUGUGGGGACAGGGCAGGUAGCCCCUGUGUCUCAUCCGCAAGGUAUACCGCCGGAAGAAGGAUGCCCUCAUCGUACCCUCAAGGGUGAUGCUAUCAAUCGGCGCCUGUAUCGCAGCCUGCGAGAUUAUGCCAAGCGCUAUUCGUGGUCAGGUAUGAACCGGCUGCACAAAGGUAUCCGGGACCAGGCCCAUUAUCAGCUGGGCGAACGGCUGGCAAUUCAGAAGCCCAGCGCCUUCUACCUCCCCGACUUGCCUUCAGCCCCAUAUUUCCCCCGGGAGUCCCAGCGUCAUGAUGUGGAGAUUCUUGAACUCAGCUUCCCAGCCAUCCUGCGGGAAUUUGAGGGCAUUGCGUGGGACUUUGAACCCGGAGCCCCAACACCACGGGGAUGGACGGUCAAUGCCAGCCCUGGCUGGCACAGUUAUUACCUCUACCGGCAGGGGGAGUGCAUAGCACAGAAUUGUCGCAGCUGCCCAUGGACAUACCGGGCACUCAGUGCACUACGCACCUUUAUCAACGCCAAUUGCUUUGGAAAUGCCUGCUUUAAUGUCUUGCAGCCUGGAACUGUACUACCUGGCACCUAUGGUCCAACGAACACCAGGGUACGGUGCCACCUAGGGCUAAAAGUGCCACCUGGUUGCGAGUUGGUGGUGGGGGGCGAGCCGCAGUGCUGGUCUGAAGGAUGCUGCCUUCUGGUGGAUGAUUCCUUCUUGCAUACCACAGCCCAUAACGGUUCCCCCAGCGAUGGACCCCAAGUGAUUUUUAUUGCUGAUCUCUGGCACCCCAACGUAGCAGGACCCGAGCGACAGGCAUUAGAUUACAUCUUUGCCCCUGGUCGAUAGAUGCCUCACCUAGCAGUUAGGUGCUGAGGUGUCAUGCAAAAGCUGCACAGAGAUCUGUGAUGGACGAAGCCAUGGAAAUGUCUUUUUCUUCAAGGUGACUCUGCGCCCUCUUUAAGACCCAUCCUACAGACUUUUGUGACGCAGAACAUCUUGGUUUCUUUUCUUGCACUGUAUGGUUCCUUGUGGUUUUUUUUCUUCUGGCACUGCUCUGUUCAGGGUUGUGCAAGUGGGAAUGUUGCUGACUACACUAUAGUACUAGAUGCCCUCACAUUUAGUGAAGUAUAUGAAACCCACAUUCUGUAUCAGUAGCAUAGAUUUCUCCAGGGUUGUUUUGGGAAGGAGGGUAAGAAAUUAACCAAAGUAAAAUACUCUGUUUCUACCUGUCUAUGAUAAUUUGUUGUUGUUCUUUCACUACAUCUGUAUCUCGACAUUUGUGUCAAGGGAUUUAAUUUUGAAAAAUCCUAGCCAGUUGUAUUCCAAUAAAAUCCUUAAAGA
Candoia aspera is the source of this 1945-nucleotide messenger RNA. It is a transcript of the gene ASPHD1, whose product is annotated as aspartate beta-hydroxylase domain containing 1. The transcript is spliced from 4 exons. Gene Ontology annotation, cellular component: membrane. Lineage: Eukaryota; Metazoa; Chordata; Lepidosauria; Squamata; Candoiidae. The coding region runs from base 470 to 1450 and encodes 326 amino acids. The record is from RefSeq and is a predicted model, not a curated record.